Messenger RNA from Exophiala bonariae, 915 nucleotides. RefSeq lists its product as uncharacterized. Lineage: Eukaryota; Fungi; Ascomycota; Eurotiomycetes; Chaetothyriales; Herpotrichiellaceae. Gene Ontology annotation, molecular function: oxidoreductase activity, acting on the CH-OH group of donors, NAD or NADP as acceptor. Bases 1 to 915 code for a protein of 304 amino acids. The transcript is spliced from 4 exons. The record is from RefSeq and is a predicted model, not a curated record.
AUGUCGACAGAAGUGGAUGAUCUCCAGUACACCCGUCCGGCACAGCUGACGGAGACGAUCCAUAGAGAUGUCUAUCCAUUGCUCUCCCCUGAUAACCCAGCCAACAAUCAACAAGGGAAAAUCAUUGUGAUCACUGGCGGAGGUUCCGGCAUUGGAGCGGCCACAGCACGAAUAUGGAUCCGUGCAGGUGCCGAAGGCGUCGUUAUCGCCGGACGACGACGAGAGGUUCUUGAGAAGACGGCAGAAGAACUAAAUUCGCUCAGCCAAGGCAAAACCAAAAUCCUUGCCAUACCCGCUGACGUUGGCUCUGAGAAAGAUGUCCAGAAUCUCUUCUUAGAGGUAAAGAAGAGCUUUGGUCGAACUGCUGAUGUCGUGGUUGCGAACGCUGGGAAGGUGAUAGAUUUGCUACCAGCUGCUGAGGAGUCGAUUGAUACUUGGUGGAGUGUAUACGAGAUCAAUUUGAAGGGCUUGCACAACACUGUCAUCCACUGGAUUCGAAGCCAACCAAAUCCCAAGGAGCCUGAGGGAACACUUAUCAAUAUCGCGUCAGGUCUUGCGGGCUUCGCAAUUCCAGGAGACAGUGCGUACGGAUUGAGUAAGUUGGCUGGACAACGGUACAUUGAAUACAUUGGCCUUGAUUAUCCAAAAAUCAGAGCAUUCACAACCAUGCCAGGUAUCGUCAUGACAGAUAUACUAGCGGAGUGGCUCUGGCCGUACGCUAAAGACCACGUCGAUCUCACUGGUGCACUGGCCCUGUACCUGUCAACGAGCAGAGCCGACUUCUUGAAGUCCUCGAUGAUCAGUGUGAAUUGGGACCUCGAGACCAUUGAAGCGCAUAAAGCAGAGGUCGAAGCAGGGGCGCUGAAGAUUGCUUACAAUCCUUUGUUGCCCAUGGCCGGAGGCAAAGGUUGGUGA